UUUGACUGUAAGGGAAUUAGAAAUGUAGUAAUUUUCAUCCUGUUCACCACUGUGGAAGUGAAAAUGAGAUACGGUUUUAGCUUCAGUACAAUUUAAUGUGUAGAACCACUUACACGUUGCUAAUAUGCAAACUGCUUGACUAUGCAAAAGUUAUCUUCAGACAAGCUUUUUUGACAUAAGUAGAUAAGGAUCCUUGCCAGGAAAGACACCGCUUAUGAAGUGUCUUUUCUAAAGCCAAUAGGUGCAUUCAGAUCAAGAAAUGUCAGCGAGUCCGGGUCUUGAGGUCUUGUGUUCUGUUUUUUUGAUAUGGUGAAUAUUUUUUUUUUUAUGUUUCAGUACUCAGCCCAGCCAGUUAAUAGACUUGUCUCAACAUUUUGGAUAACUUUGCCAGGUACAACUUCUUUCCCAGGCUGACCUGACCUGGAUACCCACCAUGCAUAACAGCACUGAGGAAAUUCCUCAUGCGGCUGCGACGAGUAACGAGACUUGGACCACCCAGUCGCCGAACUCCAAGUUCUCACUGGGUAUCCUGAUGCUGCUGGCUCUUCUCAUGGUGCUGCUGUGUCUGGUGACCAUCCUUGGAAACAUCCUGGUGAUCCUUGCUUUUGUUGUGGACAAAAACCUCAGGCAUCGGAGUAACUAUUUCUUUCUUAAUCUUGCUGUUUCUGACUUUGCAGUGGGUGUGUUCUGCAUGCCCCUCUACAUCCCUUACAGCCUGACAGGGAAAUGGCACUUGGGAAGAGGCAUCUGCAAGUUCUGGCUGGUUAUGGACUAUCUUCUCUGCACAGCUUCAGUAUUUAACAUUGUUCUUAUCAGUUAUGACCGUUUUCUUUCAGUUACUAAAGCUGUGUCUUACAGAGCUCAGCAGGGAAUAGCAUCCAACCCUGCCAUCAAGAUGGUGGCCAUCUGGGUCUUAGCAUUCCUCCUGUACUGCCCAGCCAUCCUGUUUUGGGAGCACGUGGCUGGACACAGCGUGGUAGCGGUGGAUCAGUGCUACGCCGAGUUCCUCAACAACUGGUACUUCCUCCUGUGUGCAUCCACCCUGGAGUUCUUUGUGCCACUGCUCUUGGUGACCUACUUCAACAUGCACAUCUUCCACAACAUCCAGAGGCGCCAGCGGCGUGGCAGCGUGCAGGACUGUGACUCUGCAAGGAGCAGCAGCCUGUCCUGGAGGUUUUGUGGCUUGUCGAGGCCAGGGGCAUCAUCUCCUUCAUCAGAAGCAGAGGACAGUGUAUCUUAUUCCAUGAGACCAAAGAAAGAGUCUUUGGGAACUGACUGCUCGCCUCCACCCAGAGGAAAUUCUGUAACCCCAGAAAAUGACUUUUCUGCUUCUUUCUGUUCAAAGACUGGAUCAAAACUGCAGCGGGACAAGAAAAUAGCCAAGUCUCUUGCCAUAAUUGUCUGUGUGUUUGCCAUUUGCUGGGCCCCAUACUCUUUAUUAAUGAUUAUUCGUGGGGCCUGCCAAGGAAAGUGCAUCCAUAACUCUCUGUAUGAAGUAACCUUUUGGCUUUUGUGGCUCAAUUCCUCUUUGAACCCAUUUCUUUACCCCCUGUGUCAUGUUAAAUUUCGAAUGGCUUUUCUGAAAAUACUAUGUCACAAAAGGUUUGCAGCAUUGAGAUCAGGUUCUUUUUAG
Cinclus cinclus is the source of this 1633-nucleotide messenger RNA. Its product is annotated as histamine H3 receptor-like. Bases 434 to 1633 code for a protein of 399 amino acids. The record is from RefSeq and is a predicted model, not a curated record. Gene Ontology annotation, molecular function: histamine receptor activity. The transcript is spliced from 3 exons. NCBI's taxonomy places the organism in Eukaryota, Metazoa, Chordata, Aves, Passeriformes, Cinclidae. Gene Ontology annotation, biological process: adenylate cyclase-activating adrenergic receptor signaling pathway. Gene Ontology annotation, cellular component: membrane.